AGAAACUGGGCGAGGUUGUGUCGAGCAAAGGUCUAACACUUUUUUGAAUUAAAUGAAAAAUGGCAACUGCUGAGGAACAGGACCAGGUGGGGGUCGUGUUACUGGGGGGGAGAUGGGCUGGGAAGAGCUCCAGUGGGAACACCAUCCUAGGACUCCAAGAUCCAGAAGGCUUCAGUGUCAAAAAACAAACCGAUGUUUGUGUCAAAAAAGAAAGGGUCAUUCACGGCACCCUGGUCUCUGUGGUCGACACACCGAGCUGGAACUGGGUGUCUGCAGAGGACACCUCAGAAGAGGUCAAAGUUCAGCUUCGAGAAAGUGCCACUUUGACCGGAGGGGGCUCCCCUGCCUUCCUGAUAGUCUACCCCCUGGGGUCUCCUUUUGUGGGGCGUCACAAGCUGGCCGUGGAGGAACACCUGGAGCUGCUGGGGCUGGAGGUCUGGAGACACACCAUGGUGCUGUUCUCCAGGGGGGACUGGCUGAGAGGCAGAGGGACUACCAUGGAGGAACACCUUCAAGGGGCUGGGGAACAGCUACGAUGGCUCUUAGACAAAUGUGGGAACAGGUACCACGUGCUGAACAAUAUGGAGAAAGAAGAUACCGAUCAAGUGAACGAACUGCUGAGGAAAGUAAGAGAGAUGCUUGGCGUGAGAGGAAAAAGAAAACGAAAGUGGAGCAUGGAAGCUCCCCCUAACUUGACAGAGGAGGCCGGAGAGAUGGGGGAGUCAUCGGGAGAGAAGGAUGGACAGGAGGAGGUCAAAGAUUAGACUGCACCUUCACGUCUAACACCAGGUCAAGCCGAGAAACAAGAACCGCUGCCAAACAGCUGUUCGUAUUUAUCCAUCUCACACCAGCCAUUAUAAAGCAGUACAGUAAAGGACUGCCCUGUUGAGUCCAUGCCUCAGGAUUCAACUAUUUGGCGCCAUCUGGUGAUGAGACAUGAAUUGCACUAUUGUGUUGUUACAUAUUGGUCCACCAACACACUGUAGAUUGUCUGUUAUAAAGCCAGAUCUGUCAUAUCCAUGUACAGAAAAUGUCUGUAUAUGUUGUUUGUUUAGCUGGUGCCAUGAAACUUGAUCAAUAAAUUGCUAUUUUAUUACA
This is a messenger RNA of Osmerus eperlanus (European smelt), 1098 nucleotides long. RefSeq names its product GTPase IMAP family member 4-like. The coding region runs from base 60 to 764 and encodes 234 amino acids. The record is from RefSeq and is a predicted model, not a curated record. The transcript has 3 exons. Lineage: Eukaryota; Metazoa; Chordata; Actinopteri; Osmeriformes; Osmeridae. Gene Ontology annotation, molecular function: GTP binding.